Eupeodes corollae is the source of this 2094-nucleotide messenger RNA. RefSeq lists its product as uncharacterized. Bases 1 to 2094 code for a protein of 697 amino acids. NCBI's taxonomy places the organism in Eukaryota, Metazoa, Arthropoda, Insecta, Diptera, Syrphidae. The record is from RefSeq and is a predicted model, not a curated record. The transcript has 2 exons.
AUGGAGAGUAUCAUCACAGCUUUUGAGUUAUCGCAGAAAGCCACAUCAAUCUUGAAGGAAGGAGAAAGAAAACCAAUGUCUACCACCGCCGCCGUUGAAGUCAACGCUAUUUACUCGAGUAAGUCACAAAACGCCAAUUAUUUAAAUAGAAAGUCAUGUCCUGAUUGCAACGUGCAACAUGACCGCCAAAAUUGCAAAUAUUUAGAUUUUGUAUGUGACAAAUGCCAUCGACGUGGGCAUAUCCAGAGCGUAUGUCUCUCGAACAAAAAACAAAAUACAUGUGAUCGACGUCGUAGGAAACGGGAUUAUUCUCAAAACCGACAAAGCAAUCGCUCAAGCUCCAAGCAUCGUCAUUACCAAUCGCGUUCACAUAAUAAUCAAAAUACUUCGAAUAAAGAUUUUAGAGAAACGGCACAUUUAAUACACGAAGUGCAGCAUGAAGACAUAUGCACUCUAAAAGAAUCAAUUGGUCAAUGCGAAGAAUCAAAAAAGAGAUUAAUUGUGUCACUAGAAGUAAACAAAGUCCCGCUUGAUUUUCAAUUAGACACGGGGGCUACCUGCUCAUUAAUAGGUUUGCAAGGUUAUCGGAAUUUAGGAGAACCAAUUUGUGCAACGACCGACCGAGUACUGAGAGCAUAUGGUAAUAUUAAAAUUCCCAUUAAAGGCAUGAUUUCGGCAGAGAUUAUUUGGAGGGGUAUUGUACGUAGAUUGCCUUUAUUAGUAGUCGAUAGCGAAUAUGGUUCCAACAUUAUGGGAAUGGACUUGUUUGAUGCGUUUGAUCUUAGCAUAAAGCAACAAAGUGAAGAAAAAGCUCUACAUGUUUCAAGUGACAAUUCUGACAAAGAGCAGCAACAACUAGCUUUAGAAGCAAAAACACUUUGUGAACGUUAUAAAUCAGUGUUCAAUUCAGAGCUGGGAUGUAGCAAUAGUUAUGUUGGUCAUUUGGUAUUAAAGGCUGAUGCACAACCAAAAUUUUGUAAAUAUCGACCCGUCCCUUUUGCCCAAAAAGAAAAAGUGAAAGCCGAAAUAGAUAGACUUCUUAAGCUGGAAAAAGUGAAAGCCGAAAUAGAUAGACUUCUUAAGCUGGGUAUUCUCCGGCGAAUUGAGACAAGUCAAUGGGCUGCCCCCAUCGUCCCUGUUCAAAAAGCGAAUGGUUCGAUUCGUAUUUGUGGCGAUUUCAAGCAAACAAUAAAUCCGCAACUAAUAGUAAAUCGUCAUCCAUUGCCACGGGUCUUGGACAUUUUUCACAGUCUUGAAGGUGGUUGUUAUUUUACGAAAAUAGAUCUCUCUGAUGCUUAUUUACAGAUCCCGUUAGAUGAGGAGUCUCAGAAAAUCUGUGUCAUUUCCACUGAGUUUGGUCUGUUUCAAUAUCUACGUGUACCUUUCGGUACAGCUAGCUCUACGGGAAUUUUUCAAAACUACAUCGAACAAUUGACAACCGGGCUGUUUGGCGCAGCUUAUGUCGAUGAUGUCAUUAUUUCUGGGAGAAGCAAAGGAGAGCAUUUGGAUAAUCUAAAGACUUUUCUUGAACGUCUUGAGAGUCAUGGUCUACGAUGCCGUCUAGAAAAAUGUGAAUUUGCCAAAAGCAAAAUCGAGUAUCUGGGUCAUAUAAUAGACGCAACUGGCAUUCGUCCGUCUGAGUCACGACUACUUGCCAUCAAAGACUUGCCCGAGCCCAGCAACUUGAAGGAACUAGAAGCAUUUGUAGGAAAAAUAAACUACUAUAAUCAGUUUAUAGAAAAUUUUGCACAAAUUGCUGCCCCGUUAAAUAAACUUCGAUCGAAGAAUGUAAAAUUUAUAUGGGGAGACGAGCAGCGAAAAGUUUUCCAAAUAUUUAAAGAGAAACUCAUGAGUGUAUCGAGGUUAGUUCAUUUUCAAAAUGAUCUGCCAGUUUCUUUAGCGACAGACGCAUCGUCGCAUGGUAUUGGCGCGGUAAUAUCUCACAUAUAUCCGGACGGAUCUGAGAAACCGAUAGCUUUUGCUUCGAAGACAUUAACAGAAUCCCAGAAACGCUACAGUCAGAUCGAAAAAGAAGCUUUGUCGAUCAUAUUCGGAAUAAAAAAGUCGACCAACAGCACAACAUGCCAACGUUGA